AUGGCAAGUGCUGAAGGCUUGCAUUUGACACUUGUUUUCUUCAACGCUUUCUUGUCUUUCACCGCCAUCGUAUUAAACAUCAUAACAAUGCAAGCGCUCAGAAAAACGUCGUCGUUGCCUAAGACUUUAAAAACAUUGCUACUAAGCUUGGCUGUGUCUGAUCUGGGUGUAGGCUUACUUGUCCAACCACUGUAUGUUGCAAUUCUUGUGAUGGAAAUAAAACAAAACACAAACAGUACUGCUUAUCAUACAAUAAAGAAAGCGCUUUUAAUCCAGGGAAGAACAUUGGUCUUUGCUUCGCAUUUUGGUGUUUUUGGAUUAGCUGUGGACAGAUUCUUGGCCAUUCAGCUUCAUCUCAGAUAUCAGGAGCUUGUGACUCACAAACGUGUUGUUGCUGUUGUGAUCUCAGUCUGGGUGUUUAGUGCAUCAAUUUCCAUCCUACGUAAAUUGUAUGAUAUUGAUAUUAUGCGAACGGUCAUUUUAGUUGUUUGUGUCGUAACUGCAGGAUUGCUUUAUUGCAAGAUAUACGCUUCCGUGAGACACCACACAAAUCAGAUUCACGCUCUGCAAGUUCAACAGGCGACACAGAAUGAAGAUAUGACAAAUGCCGCAAGGCUGAAAAAAUCUUCACUGGCUACAUUCUACAUUUAUUUCGUGUACUUAGUUUGCUAUUUGCCAUUUUCUUGUUUACUUUUUGCAAGGACCGUCAACGGUGAAACUCCCUUGUUAUCUCAUUUAUGGUAUAUCACAUUGACUCUUGUGUUUCUCAAUUCAUCCCUCAAUCCCUUAAUCUACUGCUGGAAGAUGAGACACAUUCGACAAACUGUUAUGGACAUACUUCGAAAUAUUUUCGCGAUUUUUCCCCACUAAAGAAAGGAUCUAACUGAGAAUAACUUAAUCGGCCUUUUUCUCUCCGAGUGGUGAAAAUAUUAGCUUUCCAGCAAUACAAUUGGAAAAAUGACACUGAAACCUGAAACCUCUUGUACUCUCUGUUUGAAGGCAAAGGGAUAAAUAUAUGAUCAAGUAUAAGUUCAUGAGAUUUCAGUUUGCUUUGCAAUAAUUAACAAAUAACGGAAACUCUGAAAGUAUUAUUUAUCAAAGUCCGAAAGAGGGCAAAGAGAAAAAACUAGUUAGUUUAGGACGAAUGACGAGUGACUUGAUAAACAGAGGGCCGAAUUUCCAAAUUUGCAUAGGCAAAACGUUCUGUGUACAGUAAAGUGGGUUUACUAGAUUUUGUUAAGGCCAUAUUAGUGCAUGCAAUGAAGAAAACUAACUAAAGAGGAGAGAGAUCAAAACUAUGUCAAUAAAUCUUGCAUAAUGAAUGUACCAAGAGUGGCAAAAAGAUUUACCGGUAUAACAACAACAACAACAAUACAUAAUAAUAAUAAUUAUUAUUAUUAUUAAUAAAAAUAAUAAGAAUAAUACUAAUAAGAAUAAUAAUGAUAAGAAGAACAACACGAGCCUAUUUGUUGAGAAAGACGAAAACUAGUAGUUUAUACUGUUGAGAAUAUAUAUUACAAUAUUUGUAACUGAUUCAUAUCAAUAAAGUUCACGUGAAAAAGUUAAGAUGUUUUGAAGAAUGGUAAAAAUAUACCGUUUAAUCAGGAAAGAGCUCUCCUGACAGCGCAACCGAUUGGAACAAAUGAUCGAUAGCUAAAUGACAUCAUAAUACUAAAAUACCAUGAUAUGGAACCACAAAACAGUCAUAAUAUGGCUCCAAUAUCAAGCAAAGAACUUCUUGCUCUGAGAUUACGUAGAACCAUAUUGUUUGACGAAACAAUUAAGUAUAAGGCCCAGGGUUGAACCUAUUCAGUUUCCUCAUGUCCCAGUUCAACGUCUUGCAAGCAACUCUCGGUACGUGCGUUUACAAUAAAGUUGAAACUUUUGUACGAGACCCCGUACUUAAUGUUUCCAUAGAUAUUUAGAAAGAGCGAGUCCAAAAAAGUAAUUAUUGUAACCAAUGAUAUAUAAUAGAACAACGGUAACAACGUGAAAAUGAAAAAAAAAAUUACAAAAUCGUAUAUUUUCCACUAUUCUUAAACUAAAAUGUGUUUUCUCCGACACAUUAAUUUUCCUGUUUGGUGGUUACGAGCGCUCUUUCAUAAUCAUUAAAGUUCGCCCACAAUUUCUAUUUCAAGGGAGGGAGGGAAGAAAAGCAUGCUCCUGUCAUUUGGCAACUUUUAACCGCAAAGAGAAACACAAUACAUACACACUUCAUACACACUGAAGUUUUUUUCUUUUGGCCUACAAUGCAACUUCUGGGUCCACUAAUAAAUGUGCCAGCCAAUAAAGACAAUAAAGUCUAAUGUUUUUACUACCUACAGUUAUCAUUUGUCAGGGAGGGGGGUGAGGCUAAUUAUUGUUACAUCAGUUUUAUCCAAAAAAACCCAUUUUGCCACUUCCUCGCGUAUACGUGUAUAAGUAGACAUUUUACAGGGAAAUAAGCGAGUUUUUUUGUUUAUUUGGUGCGCAUAAAAUUGGGGGCAAUGAUAUUGUUUUCGAUACAUUUUCAAUAAAAUAAAAUUGAGAAAUAGUCGAUUGUCGUUUAAAGCAUAUUCUGCUUUUUGCAACCCGAUUACCUAUCGAAUUGCUACGUCGUGUUGGCUGGUGUCAGAAAGUUGAGGCUACAAUGGAUAUUUUAAACAUUCUGAUCAUUUGCUACUGAUUAAACUUUGACACACAAGACAGUCCAAGACAGCAUGAUUUGUUUAAGUAACUACCUACUGUGUCUUUGUUUAACACCCUAGCUAGCAAGUUUUUUUUAAUGGAUAAUAAGUUUCUUAUCUUAACUCCUCCCUGUGACUCGUCAUAGAUCGUUGUUUAUCAAAAGGUCUGCCCCAUAUUGUUUGCAUGGGUCCAGUAAAUACAUUGGAUUUAGACUGCAAAACAGUCCGUAUUUUUGCGUAUUCAGGUACGCGCGAGCAGUCAAACAAAAGGUCUGGAACAAGGCUGAAAACAGAGAGCGAGACUGGGGACAGACGGUUUUUUUUUCUCUCGCCUCACACGCCCGAAAGGGUGUGUGUGACUGGCGCUCUUCGAGCGCGUAAGACUCUUACGCCACGCUUUUCCGAUUUCUUUACUAAUUCUGAGAAAAAAACCGACUGUUCUGCAGUCUACAUUGGAUUGGUUUUCGACGUGAUAGUCGGUUUUUCCUAUAAACCAUCGUUAAACUCUUUCUUUGUGUAUGACUUUGUAUUAGCGAUUGAUUGCAACCAGCUGCUGUUGAUAAAGCGAUUUUCGUAUGAUCUUGAAACGAAAACGCGCGAACCAAACCGGAUCAACAAACGAACGAAAUAGGGCGAUUUGAUUGGUUGAUCGAACGGAUACAAACCCGCGUUGCUUUUGGUUGCUUAAGCGAACGCUUGGGUGAAAAAAGUUCACGCCCGAGAACUUUCUAGAAAUCAAUCGAUACUUCGGUUUGACGUCAUACUUCAACACGAUUGGCUAAUCGAACAAUGCCUUCUCCAUAUUAGGGUUUUCUUUGGCGGGAAAACGAAGAGGUCAUGUUUUGAUCCUUUCAUCCAUUGGCUGAUAAAACAAAUAACGAACACUUACCGAAACCAUUUUUUAAGGUCAUACGAAAAUCGCUCUACUUUGAUAUUGCUUCAGUAGUUUCAAUCUCUUCCUUUUUGACCGACGAACUUCAACACUUAGUUCGACCUAUCGCGUUUGGGUUUAAAUGAAAAUAUAUUCAAAUUACUGUGUGAUGAGGACGUCAUAUUUAAAUUCUGAAUUACGGGCUCUAGUAAGACGUAGUUUUAAUUCCAAACAAGUGAAUAUUUCCGAUGCUAUGAGUACAACUUUAUGUUUUAAUAGAGGGAGAAAAUAUCGUCUUGUUUAUUAAAUGCGCAUUAAAUUGCGAGCAAUGAUGAAAUUUCUUUAUAUUAAACUAAAAAAACUGGAGAUAAUAUGAUUCACGUUUUGAUAGCUGCCUCGGAUGAAUUUAAUACCACCAUCCAUUAAGUUAAUAAAGCAUGACAGUAUAUUGUUCUUGAAUACUAUUUUAGUAAAAUGAAAUUGAAACAUACUUUCCGAGUUGAUUGUAGCUUAAGACAUGUAUUCCUUUUUUGGAACAUGAUUACUAAUUGAAUUGCCACCUGGUGUUGGCUGGUUUCAUUAAGAUGAGACUGCAAUGAAUGUUUUAAACGUUCUGAUCGUUUGCAAAUGGUCAAGUCUGACACAUAUAACCUGAGAUCAGGCGUUAUUAUUAUUAUUAUUAUUAUUAUUAUUAUUAUUAUUAUUAUUAUUAUUAUUAUUAUUAUUAUUAUUAUUAUUAUUUUGCUUCUUUGCUCCUUUGGCGAGAGAGGGAAAAAAUAACGCCUGAUAUAUUCAUUUAACAAGCCAUCAACCGCUCCCUAAUUUCCAUAAUCUAACUUCUGCUUGACCUGUCAUGUUAUUAGCCAAUCAGCGGUUACCAGGACGGGAAUAAAUUUUGGUGGGAAUAAUGUCUCUUUCGCCGAAAUCAACUUUGGUGAAGAGAAAAUUUUUAAGUACCUGCAGAUGGCGCUUCCUAAAAAAAAAAUUUAAAUACUUUUUUUACCUUCAUUUAACGCCUACAAAUAAUAAAGAAUUUACAAGCUCGUUGACUUCCUUCUGUGGCGAAAGCAGUGAAAAAAAAUAAGGUUCGAGCAUCAUAUUUCACAGCACAGUGCUGUGAAAGCGAAGAUCGCUCAGACUAAUUCGCAGGUUUCUGAAGGAGGAACUACAGUCAAACCAGGUCGAGAUUCCAUUCAUGAAUUGAUUAUUUAAAACGUGAACCCGUUUGUCGCUUCUGUAACUUGUAGCCGGUAUCAAAUUACAUUCAAAUGAUCGGCGAAUUUUUGACUGCAAUUUUUAGUAAACGAUGAAAUGGAAAAUAUUUCAAUGUAUGAAAUUUCUAUUUAGACAUUCUUUAAAUUCAAGGAUACUGAGUUGGCAGAAAUUUCAUAACGAACUCGCGUGUGUAUUAACUGCUCAUUACGCAAGCAAAAAGCAGACUGAAAUCAACAACAACUAACGGAUGGCGGCGUUUUGGCAAUCGGAACAGCGCAGAUCAUCCGUAUUGUUUUCUAUCCAAUCAGGAAAAACUCCAGAUUCUGGCUUUUUUGCAUGUGACCUGUGAAAGAAAUGUAUCAUGCCCUCCUUCCGAAAACAGAUUACAGAGAUCAAGGGAGAAGGCAUGAUCUCAGGCUAGACACGUAUGACCGAAUAAUUUGUCAAGUUACUACCCACUGUGGCUUUGUUUUAAAACCCUAGGUAGUAAGGUUUUUUUUUCUCAACCACCAGUCCUAAGACUCGUCGUAAGUCGUAUUUAAUUAAAAUUUGUUCGUUUUUAUAGUUGUUACUUGAGUUCAGCAAACAAGUUGGAUGGGUGUCCGACCAAGAGAGGAUAAAGGGGACAGAGAAGGCAUCCCCCAUACACACCCUAUUCCAUAGGUAAUUCGUCUAGAGUUAUUUUUAACACCACAGAUUUCAAGGGGGAUUAGACAACAGGCAAUCACAUAGCGCGAAUGUGUUACGCGUGGAUGACCCACGCUGAGAGCCACGCGUCCUUCACGAAAUGACGCAGAACAAAAUGGGGGAAGACGCGGAGAGCAAUUUUGCUAUUCCUUUUGUCGACGAAAACGACUACAGCGAGAUUUCUGCGAAAGCUGUGUCAGCGAAACGGAAAUUAAAAAAGAAUCGCCCUUCCUCUCUUGUAUAGAGCUAAAAGUACAGCGGGGAAAUCCUUAACACACUGAACAUUCUCUCAGGAUCAUUUAUAAUUUACAGUUUGAAGAGAGCAAUUUCUGGUUUGAUAUUUAUUCCUUUGUUAGUCUUUUAUUAUUCAACAAAAAUAACACUUGGCGUCCUACGUGCCUUAUUAGGGACUUUAAGAUCCAACGGCGCGACGGCGACAAGAACGUCGCUUAAAAAGUGAAUUUGAGUUUUUUCGGUCUUCAUAGCGAUUAUUCCUACCCACUUACUUUGUCAAUUGUAGGCGAACCCUCCUUAAGCUGAAUUUCAAGGGACCAUAUUCAAGCUCAGAAAGAGAAAUAAAAUUUCGUCGUUGCUUGUUUACGUCCUCCAUAAAACGCGAAAUUAGGCAUUUUCGUGUCGUAGUCGUGCAAAAACGGGAAAGAAAUGAACAAAAACGUGUGUUGCACGUGCGAAGUUGUUGUGUUGCUAAUUAAACCUUUUUUUUUUUUUUUUGACGUUCUAGUUGUCGUCAGCGUCGUUGGAUCUUAAACUCCCUUUUUUACAAACGACCGGUUUCAAUAGACCGGCGAAAUUUCUCAUUUUAUUAAAGCACUGAGGUUACGACAACUUCGAGUUAAACUGAUUUCACGGGUUGUCAAAGAGUCCAGCGUCUCCUUUUUCCCAGGUGAGCGCCGGCUCAUUUCGCUUCAAUAUUCAGGAAUGCUCUCGAUCUUUUUACGCUUUCAUUGCCUUAAGCCCGACAUGUGUUGCACGGCGUUUAGUCAUGCGAAACCCCACGAAACAUCCACGCCUCGCGCAAGGUAACUUUAUCCCGAUUCUAAAAAUAACUCGAGACGAAUUACCUACGGAAUAGGGUGUGUAUGGGGGAUGCCUUCUCUGUCCCCUUUAUCCUCUCUUGUGUACGACCUAACAGUCUGUUUUUCCUAUAAACUAUCACUAGACUCUUUCUGUUUGACUGUUUAUUUGCGAUCCUUUGCAAACCAAGUGCCUUUUCUAAUUUAAUAUUGCGUUAGUAGUUCAAAUAACUUUCUUCCAUUUGACUGACGAACUCUCAACACCUACAAAGCUCGACCUUUCGCGUUUCUGUUAAAAGAAAGAUAUAUUCAAAUUUCUGUGCAAUGAGAAGAACCCCGAGCAUUGCACAGACAGUUUUAAUUUCAGAUAAGCUGAAAUUUUAGAUGUUAUGAGUGCGUUUUAGGGACUCUCUUAUACCAUUGGCUGUAUUUAUACUAGUCAAGAGUACGUCUAAGACGUCUGAGAGGUUUAAGUCGUUGCUUCUAAGCCUGUGUAUUUCUGAUCGAGGUGUAGGUUUUCUUAUGCAGCCACUUUAUGUUGCAUAUCUUACGAUGGAAAUAACUAAAAACAGUACAAAGACUGACAACAUUAUUGCUUAUUGGGCUGUUGUUAAAGCAUAUGCCAUCCCUCACAGUUUACUUGUUUUUGCCUCAUUUUUUGGUGUUUUCGCGAUAACCGUUGACAGAUUCUUGGCCAUUCAUCUUCACAAUCUCAGAUACCCGAAACUUGUGACUCACAAACGGAUAGUUGCUGUAGUGAUCUCAUGCUGGGUGUUCAGUGUAAUUGCUUGCUUCUGGUAUGAAUCGAUAAGUGUUUUUCCUGUGAUGUCAGUUGUUUGUAUCAUAACUACGGGAUUGCUUUAUUGCAAGAUAUGCGCAGCCGUAAGACACCACACAAACCAGAUUCGCGCUCAGCAAGUACCUGACCAAGUAGCUCAGAAUGGAGACAUGGCAAAUAUAAUGCCGCAAGGCUGA
This is a messenger RNA of Porites lobata, 7448 nucleotides long. The record is from the annotation of a GenBank genome assembly. Lineage: Eukaryota; Metazoa; Cnidaria; Anthozoa; Scleractinia; Poritidae.